Gossypium raimondii (Peruvian cotton) is the source of this 1119-nucleotide messenger RNA. RefSeq lists its product as uncharacterized. The transcript is spliced from 3 exons. The record is from RefSeq and is a predicted model, not a curated record. The coding region runs from base 61 to 660 and encodes 199 amino acids. Lineage: Eukaryota; Viridiplantae; Streptophyta; Magnoliopsida; Malvales; Malvaceae.
CCCCCCCAAGUUCUGAAAUCAAAAUCCUUCACUACAAAAUUUCGCUUUCCCUCACUUCAAAUGCCGCCGGCGAUGCCUCUUCUCAAGCUCCCUUGCCUAUGCUCAAGUCCACCAUCACUGGCGCCGCUUCCACCUCUCUUUCUGCUCAUAAGAAGACCAAGGGUCGUGGCUUCCGUGAAGGCGAUGCUGACCGCCACUCCCGUCUCGCCUCCCCCGACUUCUAGUCCCUCGGCACUAACGGCGGCCCUGGUCCCCAGAGAUGUUCAAGUGGAUUUUGAUGAUAAAACUAGAUGGGAGUAUCUGUUUAAGGUGUACUGGGUUCUUUUAAAAGAGAAGCUAGCUUUAACUUUAGAUGAGCUUACUAACUCUACAAAUCCAUGGAAGGAACUUAGAGAAGCUUCAGCUAAUAUUGAACCAAAGCAUCAAAACGACGUUGCAGAUUUAAUAAAUAGUUACAAAAGUUUAUACCCAAAAUGGGUUUUUGAUCUCAGUUGGAGGUCCAUGGGAUUUCUGCAAAGUCCAAGACCAAUGAACCAAAACAGCAAAAAUUACGUAUCUGGAAUCGUGAAACGAAGGAAUUUGAGUGAAUUCGAUAUGUCAAAAUUGGGUAUUGGAUUUGAUGAUGAGAAGUCUGAAAGAAAAAAUCGGAAAAGGCAUUAGUUUUGUCUCAGAUUAACGUUUGAAAAACAGAAAUAUGGAUGUGCUGCUGUUUGAUUUCAUAGAAAAUAAGGAAACUAGAAAAAGGUAUGUUUUGAAAAUAAGGAAAUAUGGAUGUGCUGCUCUUGUUACUACCAUUUUAGUCUAGAUAUAAUUCCUUUAUUUAUAUCAAAUUCAUAUUUGUCUCUUUAUUUUACUUCCAUAACACUUACGUUUUUUAGCUUUGGUAUUUGUGUUGUUAAUGAUGUUAAUAUCUAUCUAAUUCCUUUACUUGAUCCUUUUUUAGUGUGUUUUUAUUUAUCUGCAUCCUUAGCAUGUGUAACUAAUCCUUUCUUGUGUAGAACAGAUAUCUUUGUCCUCUGUGACUUCAAUUAUAGACGGCUUAAAGAGAUUGUACCUUUAGAAGUUGAAGCCUUUAGAAGUUACAUAUCAUUUUAAUGAUUUUGUAUCCCCAUUGUUGGU